AUAGACAAGCGUGCCACCUGCUCGCUGUUCGCGCCCCGCCUCGCCCCCUUCAGGCUGCCUCACGCAUCGUUACUACCCGCUAUCACCGCUCGGGAACAAGAGUAUUCCGGGGUGAUAUGCGAUAUUUUUUUGGAGCCGCCUGAAAGAAUCAGAGUCAACUUUUCGACACUUUUGGAUUUUUCUAUCACUUGACUUUAGAAGCAACCGUUCCACCGAUCUCUCGUUCGCAAAUGACUAACAUGUUCGAAAGGAAAUUAAAGGCGCUUGGCUACUUAGACUGGAAAAAGACCAACGGCAAUGAUACUGAUCACUUCAGAAGAGUGAUUAUAUGGUUAGAGGAUCAGAAGAUACGUCAUUAUACUCCAGAUGAUCGUAAGAAAUUGAGGGAUAUCACAUCUCCAGAAUGGCCGAACACUUUUGAAAAAUAUUGCAAUGAUGUUGAGUGUCCACUAACAAACAAUGAGAUUGAUCGGUUAGAAUGGCUUAUAGGAUAUGCUAUUCAACUGGAAUUUGGAGAUGAUUGUUCUAAAUAUCAACAAGUUGUAGGAAAGAAAGCAAAGAAUAAGAAGGAGAUAAAACCUAUUAUCAAGUCUACAAACCCUUUAGAUAAUUUAGAUUUUAAUAGUGACGCUUUUAAGACUGGAGUUAACUCAAUAGCCAAAUUAUUGAAUAUACCAAAGCAUUCUAAUCAUCUUGUGACGUUAGAAGCAUGCAGCAAACUUGUGUGUAAAAAGCUAAAUGCAGAUGCGAUUAAACAAUCUAAUAAUACUGUGAACACCAAGGGUAAAACCCAAACGAAGAUGAUUAUAGGGCCCAGUUUUAAUAUGGGCGAUGCAAUGUUGGACAAUGCUGCUAAAGGCCUCUCCUUGUUGUAUAUCCAAGAUCUCAGGGAUCUUCAGACAAGUAUCAAUGAAACAAUAGUCGCUGUGCAAAAUAUAACGGCUAAUCCGAAAACGGAUACAAAAUUAGGAAAAGUCGGUAAAUGAAUAGUCACUUAUGUAUUUUGUAUUCUAGAAAAACAAUUAUUUAAUUGACUAACUUGAACGACUAUAUUAUAUUAGCAAGCUAUUUUGCGUCACAUAUAAAUCUCAAAAUAAAAACGUUUGUAUCAAUGUUGUUGCACAUUGUAAAACGAGACAUCUUUAAUUAUAUGUAAAUAUAUUAAUUUAUUUUUUGUGCCAAAUUUGUGAAUAUAUCUCGGUUUUGCAAAAAA
This is a messenger RNA of Pogonomyrmex barbatus (red harvester ant), 1213 nucleotides long. RefSeq names its product tRNA-splicing ligase complex subunit RTRAF. The record is from RefSeq and is a predicted model, not a curated record. Lineage: Eukaryota; Metazoa; Arthropoda; Insecta; Hymenoptera; Formicidae.